This is a messenger RNA of Cyphellophora attinorum, 1377 nucleotides long. RefSeq names its product 3-phytase B. Bases 1 to 1377 code for a protein of 458 amino acids. Gene Ontology annotation, molecular function: acid phosphatase activity. Gene Ontology annotation, cellular component: fungal-type cell wall. NCBI's taxonomy places the organism in Eukaryota, Fungi, Ascomycota, Eurotiomycetes, Chaetothyriales, Cyphellophoraceae. The transcript is spliced from 2 exons. The record is from RefSeq and is a predicted model, not a curated record.
AUGCUUCGCCGGCUGGCCACAGCCGUCUUGAUCCUCUCCUUCGGGUACAUCCUUGUCGACCGCGUCUGGCUGCUUCUGGUCUCAUUCCAACCCAGCACAAUCAAUAACGGCGUGCACACUGGCACUACGAGCAGCUCCGGAAAAUGGGAUCUCUUCUACCAUCUCGGCGGCAAUGGCCCAUGGAUCCCUCACCACAGCGGUCUGGGCACCAUUGACGACCCACUUCCCUCCCACUGCACAGUUGACCAAGUCCACAUGAUCUCCCGCCAUGGCGAACGCUACCCCACUCGCAACGCCGGCAAUCGCCAUCUACAACUCCUCGCUCGACUUAAAGGCCACACUAGACCCUACGCCGGAACAGCCCAAGCAGAGCGCACCGGCAAUAAGUUCAGAGCACUCUACGGCCACCUCAUUCGGCCCAACUCCAACGGACACCACUCCCCAACCCGCUUCUGGACAUGCUCUUCGCCCCGGGACAUCGAAACCGCCCAGCACUUCGCCAACGGCUUCUUCGGCCCCACCUGGGCCACCGAAAAUCUCGCCCACCUCGAGAUCAUCCCUGAAGUCGCCUCCCGCGGCGCCGACACCCUCACACCAGGCGAUACCUGCCUGAACUACAUCGCCGACAAAGUCAACGGCCACGAUAAAGGCUACGCGAAACUCGCUGCGUGGCAGAAGGUCUUCACUGCUCCUAUUGCACGACGUCUGGCGGGGGAUGUGGACGGUAUGGAGCUGAGCCCGUUGGAUGUGUACUCCAUGAUGGAGCUGUGCGGCUUUGAGACGCUCGUUCGGGGAAGCAGUCCGUGGUGUGAUGUGUUUACGAGGGAGGAGUGGGAGGAUUUCGAGUAUGGAAGGGACCUGCUGCAUUUCUAUCGCGCGGGGCCGGGGAAUGAGUUUAGCAAGGUGAUGGGGUGGUUGUGGUUGAAUGCUACGGCGGAGCUUCUUUCGAACAAGGAGGACGAGAAUGCUUAUUUCAGUUUCGUGCAUGAUGGGGAUAUUGUGCCGUUGCUGUCUGCGCUGCAGAUCUUGAACGAGGAAGGGGAGCAGGAACUUCCGACUGAUCACGUCAAGCGGGACAGGGCAUGGGUUACGAGUGAUGUCGUGCCCAUGAGUGGCCGGAUGAUAUUCGAGCGUAUCGCCUGCUCUCCCGCUGACGGUGGCGAGAAGCGACGAUAUGUGAGGAUGAGUAUCAAUGACGGGGUAGUCAGACUGCCCGGUGUGCCAGAGGUGUUUCUUCGCGGGGAAGCUCCCAAUGCGGUACUCCUGCCCUUCUUCACAGGCUUUGUUGCGGAGAAGGGGGAAGAGUACGGUGACUACAAGGAGGUCUGUGGACUGGAUGAGGACGCGCCUGGGAAGAUAUCAUUCUUGCAUCAAUAG